GCAUCUGGAGGCGUCAAAGAGCAAAAAGAAUGGACGAUCUGGGAAUCGAACCCAGGACCUACCGCAUGCUAAGCGGUCAUUAUACCACUAAACCAAUCGCCCAUGGUAUGAUCUAGCCCGGACUUGAACCGGAGACCUUCAGUGUGGCAGACGAGAGAGACGAGGCUCUCGAGCUGUUAGACUGACGUGAUAACCAACUACACCACCAGACCAGUUGUUGUUGGAGACGCAAGGGGCCAAGGCGAAUAUGACGCGCGGGAACCGACCGACUUGCAUUGUGGUGAACGGGGCGCGAGAAGCGAGGGUUUGGUUGCAAAAUCUGCUGGUUGCGGGUGAGGGUUCGAAUGCCGCCAAUCAGAGAUUUGCGCUAGAGGUGAUGGGAAAUUGCAGGCUCCGCGCUGUCGGACGCCGUGGCGGGCCUGGUGGAGCUCCGGCAAAGGACCCGCUGAUGCUCCCGCGAGUCUUCCGCAUGUGUUCCGCAAAAUAUCCCGAGCCCGUAUUGCUGUCUAUCACAAAGCGAGGUAGCAAGUGGAAGACUUGUAUAGUAGAAAGUGGCUUGAUUCCUCUAAGUGGAAGAUCCGUCUUAGAUGUAUCGCAGGGAGAAAGUCGUAUCGUGAUUCUCCCUUGCUUCGGCGCGAAUGCGGCAACGCCAUUGAUCGUCCCUCUCCUCAUUGAAUCAUUUUCAGCAACUUCGUCACGGCUUCACCCCGUUACCUUUCACUUCUUAAUACGUUCCUCCGCACGCUACAGCCACAUAGCGCCCAAGAUAUGUUCCUCUAUAGGCCCGCAAGUCUCGUAACGUGACAAACCCGGAGCCGAGAAAUCCUUCCGUAUAGCCUGGGUACAGUACCACUGUCUCAAUUCCCAUCCAGCCAGCAUAUUCUGGGCGAGACAUUCUAAUGAACAAUACCCGAACUCGAGCCACCCGUCUCCUCAUCUGGCCCACAAUGCUUCCUUCGUUUUACUUUCCUUUUGUGCGGCUCGUGUUCUUGCAAAGUUUCCCGAUAGAUUCGGCGUCUGUGAUCGACUUACGAUGCAGAGCCCUGCAUAGUUGACCAUGGGUUGGAUCGAGC
This is a messenger RNA of Colletotrichum phormii, 1073 nucleotides long. RefSeq lists its product as uncharacterized. Bases 248 to 799 code for a protein of 183 amino acids. The record is from RefSeq and is a predicted model, not a curated record. Lineage: Eukaryota; Fungi; Ascomycota; Sordariomycetes; Glomerellales; Glomerellaceae. The transcript has a single exon.